GGAUAUUCGUUCUCUCACUCCAUCGUGGCUGCCUUGAGCGAGUUUCCAAGUGGAAAUAAGAAAUAGUUUUAGGCGGUCAAACGGCAAAAAUGGUGUCCUCAAAAAAGCAGAAAAAGGCAAUGGAGAGUAUUAACUCUCGUCUCGCUCUUGUGAUGAAGAGUGGAAAGUUCACAUUAGGAUACAAGUCAACUCUUAAAACACUUCGACAGGGCAAGGCAAAGCUUGUUAUCAUUUCAAACAACACGCCUCAGCUCAGGAAAAGUGAGAUUGAGUACUAUGCCAUGCUGGCCAAGACUGGAGUCCAUCAUUACACCGGCAACAAUAUUGAACUGGGAACAGCUUGUGGCAAGUACUUCCGUGUGUCAGUUCUCAGUAUUACGGAUCCUGGUGACUCGGACAUCAUUCGUUCCAUGCCGUCAGAACAGCAGUCUUCUCAGCCACAACAAUCAUAAAAAAAUGCUGUAAUGAAUGCAAAAUAAAUCUUGUUUCUUGAGGAAA
Messenger RNA from Orbicella faveolata, 498 nucleotides. RefSeq names its product large ribosomal subunit protein eL30-like. Gene Ontology annotation, molecular function: structural constituent of ribosome; RNA binding. The record is from RefSeq and is a predicted model, not a curated record. Lineage: Eukaryota; Metazoa; Cnidaria; Anthozoa; Scleractinia; Merulinidae. Gene Ontology annotation, cellular component: cytosolic large ribosomal subunit.